Molecule: messenger RNA, 1382 nt
Organism: Salvia miltiorrhiza (redroot sage)
Lineage: Eukaryota; Viridiplantae; Streptophyta; Magnoliopsida; Lamiales; Lamiaceae
Product: protein FLX-like 4
Exons: 4
Coding region: 148-1143 (331 amino acids)
Source: RefSeq, a predicted model, not a curated record
UUGUUGUAGUUUUCUUGAGAGUUUUUUUUUUAUAGUUAAAACACCCAUCAUCAUUCCUCUUGAACCCUAAUUCCCCUUCUCCCUCGUCUGCAUCUUCAAUUCCAGAGUUUGGGGGACACAACAGCAUAUUCAAGAAAAGUCUUAGUUAUGGAUUCAAGAAGAAACAUACCACCAGCAUAUGAUGAGCACGCGAGGAUGAUGCGUCGUGAUCCGUUACCUUCAAUACACCAUCACACAGAACCAUUUCCUCCUGAACUACUAGAGCGCAAAUUGGCCUCCCAGACAGUAGAAAUAGAACAACUUACUAUGGACAAUCGUAAGCUGGCUGCUAGUUACAUGGCCUUGAGGCAAGACCUUGCUAAUGCAAAAGGAGAAGCAGACAAAAUAAGAGAACAUAUGAGAAGUAUUCAGAAUGAAGGUGAUAUUCAAAUUAGCAUCUUGUUGGACAAGAUUGCCAAAACGGAUGCUGAUACUGGAGUUGGGGACAGUAUAAAGAAAGAACUUCAAGCAGCCCAUGCUGAAGCUCAGAGCUUGAUGACAGCUAAGCUAGAGUUGUCUGUUAAACUUAAGCAGGCUACGAAGGAAUUGGACAUCACACGCGAAACUAUUAAUAAAAAUACGGAAAUGCGUUCGGAACUUGAUAGCUUGAAGCAAGAAUAUCAAAGAUUACGCAAGACUUUUGAGUAUGAAAAAUGCUCAAGCGUGGAGAAAGUGGAAGAAAUGAAGAUUCUGGAGAAAGACCUGAUUGGGAUAGCUGAAGAAGUGGAGAGGUUACGUGCUGAGGUGUUAAGUGCUGAGAUGAGGGCUAGUGGUGCGGUCUCAUAUAGCAGUUCAUAUAUGAAAUUGGAUAAUACAUAUCCACUUCCGCACCAUGGUAAUGGUGGUUACACAGGCAGUUUCGGCAUAGCUCAUCCUCAUAUAGUUAAUGGAGCUGCAGUGGAGAUGAUGAAUCCAUAUGCCAGUGGUGGAUUUCCAGUCGGCCCCCAAGUAAUCAGUGGCCUCGUUGGCAGCGCUGCUGGCGUUAAUGGUGCUUGGGGAGGGGUUUAUACUUCAUCACUAGCAGUUGACGCUCAGCCGAUCAGUGCUCCUGUAAGUAAUGCUGUUUGUGAAGAGGUUUGUGAUACGUCUAGUGCUCAGACAUAGAUGUCAUUAGAUCUUGAAGAAAUGGCAUUUUGAUGCAUGACGUUUCUGAUCAAUCAAAUUGGAUCAAAUGUAUCUUCUGUCGUCUGAGAAAAUCAUAUGCUUGUUGCUGUUUGUAGUUGAUUCAUAGGUAUUUUAGGGUUUUUAUUUAAGGGCCUUCUGUAGAUAUUGUGCAACAUUAUUCUAUUGGGUAAAGAAAUGCCACACAAAUGGAAAUAUGAAACUCGUAUCCAUUCUGUCUC